Balaenoptera ricei (Rice's whale) is the source of this 1114-nucleotide messenger RNA. RefSeq lists its product as uncharacterized. NCBI's taxonomy places the organism in Eukaryota, Metazoa, Chordata, Mammalia, Artiodactyla, Balaenopteridae. The transcript is spliced from 3 exons. The coding region runs from base 1 to 753 and encodes 250 amino acids. The record is from RefSeq and is a predicted model, not a curated record.
AUGCUGUUCCGGACAAGGGGGAACGGAGGCCAGGGGCCAAAAGCAGAGCAGCACGUCGUGGCCUUCCUGCCUGUCUGGCGUGAACUUCCUGAGGACCCCUUGGCAUGGCCCAACCAAAGCCCUAACCCCAGGUUCCAGAGCGCUUGCCUGGCACUCAAGGCCUUUGUGGUCCGGCCCUGCCUGCCCCCGGGCACAGCCUGUCUCCCACCGCUCUGCCCUCCCACUGGUGCCCCAAGUGUGUCACUCCAGGAAUUACUGGACCGGGGACACUCACCGCUCUUCCGGCCUCCGGUCUCCCCCUUCUGGGCUCUUCUCACACGGCAGCGUGAUCAGCCCUCGUCUCUCCUUGCUCAGCACCUUCAUCCCUCCCCCUGCUGCCACAGUUCUGGCCCUGCCAACCCCAGCUGCCCUCCCGCUUCCCUCAGCGCCCUCAGCUCGCGCUGCGCCGGCCCCGUCCUCCCUCCCAAGGCCGCGGCUUUCCUGCCUUGGGCUGCUGCACCUGCUGCUCGGAGCACCUUCCUCAAGUCUCUGUCUCCGGUGGGUGGGUGCCUGCACCUCCCCUUGGCCCUACGAGCAGCUGGUCGACACCUUUCUUCUAAGCCGCCUUCAGUCCACACCCCUCAGAGCGGAAGCCAGCCCUCCAGCCGGGAUACUAGCAACACGGGAGCCUUGCCCGGAGAGCAGAUGAAGAUUUCAUCUUCCCAUCUGACAAGGGACACCUGCUCGAGGCGGCCAGGCCUCAAUAUGUUUUAAUGAACGCUUCCUCUAGUCCCUAACUUCAGAACCACGGCGUUACAGAUGAACCGCUCUUCGUCAUCAGCGGCUCAGCAGGAGUGGGGCCUGCCGGCUGGGACGGAUGGGCUCCUAAGGCUGGGCCACCGUGGGAGCUGGAGCCGGGGAAGGAGUGGGGGUUAUGCAGGCAGCCCUGGGGUUAUUACGGCUCGUCUGCAGCCCGUCUCCUCACUGACGGCGAGCCUGUGGGCAUGGUGGCAUCCCCAUUUUAUGCCUGACUGCCUUCAGCGGCGUUGAUAUUUGCUGUAAGUUCUUCAUAUGAAAAAUGAGGCGAAUAGCUAUCAAUAAUGCUGGGUAGGGGAAUAAACGACCUCACAAGCAA